Molecule: messenger RNA, 2388 nt
Organism: Antrostomus carolinensis (chuck-will's-widow)
Lineage: Eukaryota; Metazoa; Chordata; Aves; Caprimulgiformes; Caprimulgidae
Gene: GPRIN3
Product: GPRIN family member 3
Exons: 1
Coding region: 1-2388 (795 amino acids)
Biological process (GO): neuron projection development
Cellular component (GO): plasma membrane
Source: RefSeq, a predicted model, not a curated record
AUGGGGACUGUACCGGAUCCUCUGAGAUCUGCUAAGCUUUCCCUGGUCACAGCUUCUGCAGAGGAGGACUACGUGGGAGACCUGCAGUCUGCUAAGCACCAGCCCCAACUACCCAGCAGAGAGAGGGACAGCAAUGGUGUCCCGUGCACACCGUCCAGCUCUGCUGGAGUUUGCUCAUUCAACCUGAAAUGCACAGCAGCUGCCAGCACGCAGAGGUGCCAGCAAUGCCGCGAAGACGAUGCUAGCGAGCAGGAAGCCUUCCCUCUCAGGCUCACCAGCAAAGCUGCAGAGGGCCAUCCUGCAGCCAUAGAGCCUGCUGGUUGCCCCCGGCCAGCAGGCAGCCAGGGACCGGCAGCACCAGCCCCCACUGCAGCAGGAGCCCCCUUGGUGGGGUGGAGGCCAGAGAUGAUGCCAGCCCCCCAGAGCUCCCGGCAGUUUGUGCAAGGCAGCCAGGCGAAAACCAGCUCCCUGACGCAAAUGGAUGACUCUGCCUUGAAGCCUCAGGGGACUGAUGAUCAGCCAGCACUUGGGGUGUUAAAUUAUUCUUCCCCGGGCGACCCUGUUAGGGGUAAUGAGUCUUGUCAUACUUCUCAGGCAAACCUUCUGCAAAGAGGGGAAAAAGACAGGGGAGCAGAAAAAAAUGGUUCUGCUGCGUGUCAGCCACCCUCACCAGGGAGGCACACCAAAGCCGACCUGGGGAGAGACCCACAGACCAGUUUGGAGGCAAAAGGUGGGGCUGCAGACACCAUGCAGCUGCAUCCCACAGAUAAAACUGAAGGAGUGCAGAGCAGUGAGGCACCAGCCCAACCUAGCCACGGAAGUCCGCAUCCCGUACACAACACGGAUGCCAAGCCAGGGAGUCCAGGCCUCACCCAGCUCUCCAAAUUCAGAGAAACGGGUACAAUGACGGUUCAGUCAGACAGCAGGUCUUUAACUCAGGAAGCAGAAAGCAGGACAUGGCGAGAUGCUGAGGUUCAGGCCGUGGCUACAGUGGAGAACAAAUCGGCCUCCACCAGCCCCAGCAUCCUUGCUGCCUUCUUAAAAGGGAAUCUUCCUGCAGAGGAGAAGGAAGAACUGCACAUCAUUUACCAAGGAGGUAUGGGGCUGAGCCAGUCUGCACUUACUGACAGUUUCUCCUCACAACAGGAGUCCCCACGUUCUCCUGGUACCACGUCAAAAUCGACUGUUGUUACAACUGUGACUGCUCCAGCCCAAACCCAGCCUGUCAAACUGCCUGGGGUCCCAUCUGAUGUGGUGUCUCUGGUGUCAGUAGAUAAUGCAAAACCUGCUUCCCCCUUCUCCCCUGCAGCCAUUACCUCCCAAGGGACAUCUGUGAGUAAUGCUGAAAUGAUCAGCGUAGCCUGUGACAGCAAGGAUGCUGCUCAGCUGCUGACGGAUGCUCCAGUCCCACCAAAGCCAAUCCCUGUUGAGCAGCUUACAGUUAACUCCAGUAAUCAAACUCCAGCACAGUCUGGGUCUGGCACUGGUCAGCCAAGCACCACUUCUGCUGCCGCUGCCCCAGAAACUGAGAACAAUGGGCGAGAUUUCAUCCACGAUGCGGGAAGCGGCCGGUUACCUUUACUCUGUAGCACAGACAGUGAAGUCAAGCAGAAGGAGAGCCUGGGCAGCUCUGAGCCUGAGCCUGUGCAAUGUAAAGGUGCGAGUCAAGGGGAGGCUGUUCCUUAUCCAUCUGUGGUAAAACCAAAGGAAGAAAACUCCAUGGUGCUUGAUCCUAAAGGAGGUAUGCAUACUAGCAGCGAGCCUGCUGCUGUCCACAUAAAGUUGUGCACGGAGGACACAGGUGAAAAGGGGGAGAGCAGAGGCCCGGGAGACGCUGGCCAGGCUCAGACGGUCGGUGGCCAGAGCCUGCAGGCAGGACUGACACCCAAGUUGAGUGUGAGCUCUGCACGUCUCACUCCUCCCUUGGAGGCAUCGGCGGCUCCCCAGCAGCAAGGCCUCCAGGCCCAGGAGUCCAGACGUGAGCUUCACACAGCAGCUCUUCCUGCUUCAGCUCAGGCCUUGCCAAACCUGGGGGGAAACAAAAAGCAGCCCACCCCGGCCAUGGAGGCAAAAGUGCAGGUCAAGCAGUCCAAGCACGUCAGGGAUGUUGUUUGGGAUGAGCAAGGCAUGACGUGGGAGGUUUACGGUGCUUCCCUCGACCCAGAAUCCCUGGGAAUUGCCAUCCAGAACCACUUACAGAGACAAAUACGGGAACACGAGAAACUGAUCCGGGCCCAGAACAAUCAGACCCGGAAAUCCAUUUCCUCGGAUACCUCCUCUAAUAAAAAACUGAAAGGGAGGCAGCACAACGUGUUCCAGUCCAUGCUGCAGAAUUUUAGGCGUCCUAAUUGCUGUGUCCGACCUGCUCCCUCUUCUGUGUUAGACUGA